This is a messenger RNA of Thyridium curvatum, 2193 nucleotides long. RefSeq lists its product as uncharacterized. The record is from RefSeq and is a predicted model, not a curated record. Lineage: Eukaryota; Fungi; Ascomycota; Sordariomycetes; Thyridiales; Thyridiaceae. Bases 1 to 2193 code for a protein of 730 amino acids. Gene Ontology annotation, biological process: regulation of transcription by RNA polymerase II. Gene Ontology annotation, cellular component: nucleus. The transcript has a single exon. Gene Ontology annotation, molecular function: RNA polymerase II cis-regulatory region sequence-specific DNA binding; DNA-binding transcription factor activity, RNA polymerase II-specific.
AUGGAUCAACACCAGCGCGGCAGGUCGCCGUCUGGCGCUGCCGACUCGCAGCAUCAUAUAAAUCAAAGUCACUCGCCAUCUCCGGCCCGCCCCUUCGACCCCAACAAUGUAGCCGCAUCUAGCAUGGGACUGGGAUUAGGAAUCGACCCAUCCUCCCAGCAACAGCAAUUCUCUGGCACUUCACAGCCCGACUUCUCCACAUAUAACAACGGCUUCCUGACCCCAUCCGCCCUCGGCCAGGAUCCAGCAUUUGACAUCAAUCAGUCCUUUGGAGACCAGCUCAAGGCCGACUCAUCAUCCCAGUUCGGCCAGAACUUCCUGACGCCACAAGCCAACUUCACUGACGACUUCACCAUCUUCCCGACAUCGUCGGCAGACCAGUCCAACGCGCCGCUCUUUGUCGACAACCAGCAGCUCGGCACUCCCGACAUGAACGCCAUGGCCGCCUCCCAGGCGCACCACAGCCCUACCCCUCCGCAUCUCCUCAGGCCGGAGCCGCACCAGCCCGGCUCUGCCCACCAGUCGCCUUCCUUCAACCAGCACCAGUUCUCUUCCCCGCCCGGCAGCCACUCCCGGAACGUCUCGCUAGGACCCGAGGCUGCCCUCCUCCCUCAGUUCCAGGGCCACAGGAGAACGCCCUCGGCCUCUGAGUACUCGGACGUCUCGUCCGUGACCCAUUCUCCCAACCUGGUCGGCCAGGACAGCUUCGAUGGCCUCGAGCACUCUCCCAUGCAGCGACCGCAGGAUGGCGCGCUCUACUCUGAACUGCACGGCAUUGGUACGUUUAGUAUCUCGGACCACUCCAGCCCCAACCAGGGCCUGGGUCGCAGUCCGUCACACAGCCCGGCCAUCUCGCCUCGGAUAUUGCCUCAAUCGAUGCCCGAGCUCGGCCAAGCCGGUCUCAUGCUGCAAGGCCAGAACGGCAUGGGCCAGGGCUACGGCAUGCCGAUGGGAGAGGCCUUCCCUGCUCUGCCUCAGAUGAGCGUCACAGAUAUGGCCCAGGAUCCGUCGCAGCAGAUGCCCCAGAUGGCUGCGCCGACCAUCGAGAUUGACUACGCCCCGACGGCUCAGCGAAGCGUUUUUGACGGCAACAAGCCCUCACUCGACACAGAUGCGUUGACUCCCCCCGAGCGAGGUAGGUUCCAGUCUCGUCGCAUUGGGUCAAUGUGGACCAAUGAUGCUAACUUUACGAUGACAGGUCGGCCCAGGUCGCGUCCCCGAGCGCAUACUGACCCGUUCAACAAUGGCGGUGCAGUCAUGGGACGCCCAUCCCCAAGCAGCAGCUUGUCGCCCAAUCCGGGAUCUGAGUCUUCUCGGUCUCUGUCACCCUUUGACCGCACAGGCACCUCGCCCAACAGGAGGAGGCAGUCGACGUCGGCCGUGCCGAAUAACGUCAUGGCGCUCCGCCUCGCGGACCCAGAAUUCGCGGCCACUGUAGCUGGGGAUGCGGGUGGGUCCGCGGCCGGUGGGCCCAAGCGCGUCCAGAAGCACCCUGCCACCUUCCAGUGCACAUUGUGCCCCAAGCGGUUCACUCGGGCGUACAACUUGCGGUCACACCUGCGCACGCACACGGACGAGAGGCCAUUUGUCUGCACGGUCUGCGGCAAGGCUUUCGCGCGGCAGCACGACCGAAAGAGGCACGAGGGCCUGCACUCGGGAGAGAAGAAGUUUGUCUGCAAGGGCGACCUCAAGGCAGGCGGCCAAUGGGGGUGCGGCAGGAGGUUCGCCCGCGCCGACGCCUUGGGCAGGCAUUUCCGCUCCGAGGCGGGCCGCAUCUGCAUCAAGCCGCUGCUCGACGAGGAGAUGAUGGAGAGGCAGCGGGCCUGGCACGAGCAGAACAUGCAGGCGCAGGCGCAGCAGAACAUGAUGAUGGCGCCGCAGAUCGACCCCAGCACCGGGUUCGCGAUCGACGCGUCGGGCCAGUAUGCACUGCCCGCAGCCUUGCUGGCGCAGUACCCCGCCCUCGCGCAGAUGAACUGGGCUGCGGCCGACAUGUCGGGCGGGGGCGGGGGCGGAGGCGGCGGCUCGGGAUUGGAGGACGACCUCAGCGGCCGGAGCAGCUUCGACGCCAGCGACUACGACGAGAACGACGACGGCGGCUACGUCUCUGGGCCCGGCACCGGCUUUGGGCAGGGCGGCAUGGGCGAAGGGUUCGGCGAGAUGGGCUAUGCUUCUGACUAUGGCGGUCGCUAG